GAAGACAUAGAACAUUUUGGAGAUGUCGGUUCUCUGGAUGAUAAUAUGGAUUCAUUUCUGUCGCAUGAUGGAGGAGAGGGAAGAGAUCUGUAUGGCACCUUAAAACCAGGUCUUACUGAGCAUAAAACAGAGUCUUCUAAGGGUAAUCAAUUGUUGUAUUUUGUGUAUUUUGCCUCCUUGCCCCCUUUUGGUUUAAACCUGAUCAGAUUUUGGUGAGCAAUGGAGCAAAGCAGAGCAUCCUUCAAGCAGUGCUAGCUGUUUGUUCUCCUGGAGAUGAGGUUAUAAUUCCAGCUCCAUUUUGGGUGAGUUACCCAGAAAUGGCAAGGUUGGCUGAUGCGACCCCUGUGAUUCUUCCUACCCACAUCUCCGAAAAUUUUCUCUUAGAUCCAAAGCAUCUUGAAUCCAAACUCAGUGAGAAGUCGAGACUGUUGAUUCUUUGUUCCCCAUCUAACCCAACAGGAUCUGUUUACCCAAGGAAGUUGCUUGAAGAGAUCGCUCAGAUUGUGGCAAGGCAUCCCCGGCUUCUGGUGCUGUCUGAUGAAAUAUAUGAACACAUUAUUUAUGCACCAGCAACGCACACAAGCUUUGCGUCUUUGCCAGGGAUGUGGGAGAGGACACUGACUGUCAACGGGUUUUCUAAGGCCUUUGCAAUGACUGGUUGGAGACUUGGAUAUCUUGCUGGUCCUAAACACUUUGUUGCAGCAUGUGGAAAGAUUCAAAGCCAAGUAUGCACACUUCCUUGCCUCUUUUCUUUCAUCAUCUUUAGUAGACUAGUAACUCUUAUCAAUUUGUAUUCUGUAACUGCUUGA
Molecule: messenger RNA, 809 nt
Organism: Camellia sinensis
Lineage: Eukaryota; Viridiplantae; Streptophyta; Magnoliopsida; Ericales; Theaceae
Source: RefSeq, a predicted model, not a curated record